UUGACGGAGCCAAUGAGCAGAUUGGUUCUGACAACUACAUUCGGAAACUGAUAUUUGACUUUGAUGACAGACGAUGUUCCGAAAUUUGCCUUUAAUACAUUGUAUCUAGGCAAGAUAAAUUUAUCAGAAGGGAAUUUUUGUGAGGCCAUUGUCCAAAGGAUUCGAUUAUGAAAAAGCGGUCACCUGAGCAAGCGGAAAACAAAGCCAGAUUUGCGUAAUCCUGUCCAACAAGACAAAGCUGAUUUCAACAUUUUGUUGCCGAGUUCCUUUGUGCACCAAUAGGCCUACCUACAGCACUUGGAUCUCCUUUUGAAUAUUCUGUUUCUGGUCCGAGAGGGAACAAAGCUCCGCCAGAAUCAUUUGGAAUACCACCAAAGAUGAGGAAGGGGAUCAGUUUCAAAUUAUCAAUUUGAUAACGUUACUGUUGAUUUCAUUCGUGCGCCUGCAACUGGCAUGAAAAUUGAGUCACCUUUUUUCUACUUUCGGUCCAAGGAAACCCACCUUUUUCGGAGUGUCCGAGAUGAGGAAGGGAUACUACAGGUCCUUCUCGGGAGUGCCGGCUCACUUCUUGUUAGGACAGGUAUAUAAGGAGGAGCAAUCGUGAUCGUCCUGGUUUUGUCAGCUUCAUAUCACCACGUGACCUCAUCCCCCAUCAAAAAACGACCAACCAGAAUGGAGAAGAUAUCAACUGUGGGUGUGACUACAUCAGGGGUCGCCACUAGACCGCAUCUCCUCCGCCAUCUUCGCAGCGUCCCUGAUGAAACGAGUCGGUUGGGAGUGAUUGUUGGAAGACUGGAACACAUAUCAUAUCUAACGAACAGAUUGUCAAACGAGUUUUUGGCCAGAUGUCGCCUUGGAAAUGACCAGGAUUUUAUUUCCAACAUUGCAAGAUGUCACUUCCCCGGAACACCACAUGUUGCAGAACUGACGCCUCGAGUUGAGCUGAAUGGAACCUGUGGAUACAAGAUCGUCCGGAUCGGAUUCUGUGAUGAUGUCGCCACUGGCCCACAGUUCAAUUGUCGACGAAUCCGACUUGAAGUGGCUGAGAAUCAAACUUCGCUGGUCAGAGUCGAAAGAGGAUAUCCAGGACUGCUGAGGUUCGUCGUCAAGCAAACCUUAGCCACGGUGCAGGAAUAUCGCGUUCAUCUGAGCCACGUUCAAGCUAGAGCAGUAAACUGCACACAGGACAGUGAUGAAGUUUUCGGAAGUAUUACAACAACAAUGCAAGAUCUAUUGGAGUACCUUCAGAUAUAUGUAAGGUUUACUGACGGAGGUGACACCAAUGGGCAUCUCAAUGAAAAACCUUUACCCGACUUCCGGCAGGAGAGAGCUAGAGGAAACGAUUAUGACUACAUGGUCGUUAGGGACUUUAAGAAAGCAGUAGACUAUAUUUUGGAAAUGUAUGCUCAUAUCAACAAUAUCAUCCCGCAAACUCGUCAAAGAAAUAGGCCUAGGACUACUCAUAGGCAUAUAUAGUAAGUGAGUUAUGCAAGUGAUCCGCCAGCUUCCCAGAACGUUGCUGAUACAUUCCAGAUAAGAAAAACUUCACCGUCAAAUCCUUUUCGACACCUUCCCGUACAUUUUUGCAAAUUCAUGCGGUGAGUGCAUUUGCGCGACGAUGAUAUUAAUGGGAUCGUGUCGGGAUAGUGACGGGAACGUAUCGGGAGCCGGAUUAACCUCAUUCGGAAUGAAACUGUCCUCUGUAUAGUAAGACUAAUCAUCUUAUUUUUAUUUUGGUGGUGAAGGGUGGUGGGUUUACCUGUGGCCUCACUGGCAACGAAACCAAAAAACCGGAGGAAGUGCCGUAACGUACACAAAAUCGAGAUGAAAUAUUCACUCAAUCUUGGCAGCUCUGAGUCAAAUAGAGCUAAUUAAAAUGUCGAGUUUUGGUAAAUACAUGGCUCGGAUGGAUCCAAGUGGAAUUAAUUCUCAAUAUGUGGUUGAUUCUAAAUCUACAGAGAAAUAUGCUUGCUGAUAAUAUAUUUACGAAAAUGUGGUCUCACUAGUCAGUUUAGAACAGUUUAAUAUUUUAAUGGGCCAUAUCAAUGCAAGUGACAAUUUGACGGAUUUGCUGUACAGAUGUCAUUUUUUCUCAGGCAUUUGGUAUUGGAAUGUUGUAAAAUGUUAUCGUGAUAUUGGUAAAGGUUAUUUUUAACACAAAUAAAAUUUGGUGAGGAUUUAUUGGCCCUAUGGGUACUUACCAAAACCCAUGUAUAGCAAUGCACACGUGAUCUACAGUGUCUAAUACAGGGCUCGCCUCUAUUUGGCCCGGCAUUUUUCUUUGGACCCGUUAUAAAAUUAGUAGUGGCGGUAUAAUUGUACUGGAGAUAAUUUGAUACGGUGACAGCAACAUUAUUUCAUAGCAGGCCAUUACACUACCAUGUAUAAUUCAAUUUCAGUUAAGGCGUUAUUAAAAAAAAACAACCUUGGAUUGCAUAUGGUACACGAGAUACAU
Lineus longissimus is the source of this 2455-nucleotide messenger RNA. RefSeq lists its product as uncharacterized. The transcript is spliced from 5 exons. The coding region runs from base 673 to 1476 and encodes 267 amino acids. NCBI's taxonomy places the organism in Eukaryota, Metazoa, Nemertea, Pilidiophora, Heteronemertea, Lineidae. The record is from RefSeq and is a predicted model, not a curated record.